AUGAACGAAACGAGCAUUUCUGCCGAAGGGAGAGAAGUAGGCGAAAAAAUGGAUGACAAUGAAAACUAUAUUGAGUACUCGAAAAUGAACUUUUCGCAAUUCACUUCCCCAUUUUCUGCUGGGCCAUUGGCAGCAGCGAAUCAGUUUGCGGCAAAGUUCCCACAGAACCUAUCGACGACGGCCGGCAAUGGACAGGUCCUCGGAUUACUAUCUGGUGGCGGCGAAGGUGGCGUACCAAUGCUGCGCCAAGUGGACGGAGCGGCAGUGAGCGCGGCAUCGGCCGUCUUCGGCCACCACCAAUCGCAGCAAGGGCAAACGGUGACGGCGGGUAGUAUGCAGCACGCGCAAAUGUCCACUCCAGCCUACAUUACGCUGCCAAUCACGAUGCCUGGUGCCAAGCCGGGUGACGCGCAGCAAACCGUACAGAUUCAGGUGCUCAACCCAAACCCUCUGCCCGCCCAGGUGACGACAACAACGUCAGGAACGGCGACCGCGGGUCAAACGGCCAUCCAGACACCGAAGUUUCAAAUGGGCCAGAUGCAAAUACCCAUCCAAGGCUUCCAGCAGGGCACAACGGUACUGACGGUAGCGUACAGUCCCCAGGACGAGGAAGUUAUCCACAACCAUGGUCUCCCGGAGGGCAUGACCAUUGUGGCCGCACUCCAGCCGCAGGAUCUGCAGCUACUUGCUUCGCAGAACGCCGGCACCGCAGCGAUCCUUCAACAGCAGCAACAGCAAGCACAAUCCGGCCUAUCCGCGAACACAACAACAAAGGUGGACAGUGAAAACCCACCACCAUUGCGACAAAUCAAGCAAGAAUCGAGUGGCCCACUGUGGAAUCAGUCCGCCCUGGUUCCGUCGUCGCUGUUGUCCGGCGAGCUGACGGAGCUGUUGCAGCAACAGCAGCAACAAUCGCGCACCCAUAACCUCAACCUGCAGCCAUACUUGAAGUUCAACCACAACAACAACUUGAACGGAAACCACCCACACCUGGUGCUACCGUCCGGCCUCACGAUAGGUGGCGGCACGGUCAUAAAGCAGGAAAUAACGGACGAUCAUUCCAACGAAAACACCCAAUACGGUGUGGCGGACAGCAGUAGCGGCAGCGGGCUGAAGGAGAACGGUGGCUCGCCGGGUGCGACUGGCCGGGAGAACGACGGAACGGAAGGCGGUGCGGCGGCGGGCACGAACGGCAACGGGUCGGCGGGCACGGGCAAGGCGCGCAAGAAACGGAAGUACAAAACGAAACCACCGAAACCGAAGCGACAAAAGCCGGGACAAGUGCACAUUACGACCGCGCUCGACGGGACGGUGCUGUUCUGUUGCCCCGAGUGCCACAUGGCGUACCCGGAGAAGGAGUGCCUGGAGCAGCACCUGGUAGUGCACAAGAUCGAGCGGCGGUUCAUAUGUGAUAUCUGCGGCGCGGGCCUGAAGCGAAAGGAGCACCUCGAGCGGCACAAGCUCGGCCACAACCCGGAGCGCCCGUACAUCUGCAGCGUGUGCAUGAAGGGGUUCAAACGGAAGGAGCACCUCAAUCUGCACUUUGUCAUCCACAGUGGCGUGAAGACGGAGAUAUGCAACGAUUGUGGGAAAGGCUUCUAUCGCAAAGAUCAUUUACGGAAGCACAUAAAAUCUCACCUGACGAGGCGGCUGAAGGAGGAAAAGGCAUCCAGUCGCAACAACAACAACAACAACAAUAGCAACAGCAACAACCGCAACAACAACAGCAACGGCGGAACGGUCGGUACCACGAUCACUCCGCUCAGUAGUGCCGGUGCGACGAACGCCAUCAUCAGUCUGCCGUCGGGAAUUCCUCCCGGGCUGACGAUCACAACGAGCAGUUCAAACCUGCUGGCCGGUGGACAGCAACCACCAUCGAUCGUAAGCACGGCAUCCGCAACACACAAUCUGCUACAGAGUGCGAUCAGUUUACCGCAAGGUGUAACGAUACACGUACCGACGGCCGAUAACCAAACGCUGCCGGUGCAAAUCACUCUUCCCCAUUUGGUGGCGCAGCAGCACACCGAGCCUGACGGCAGUACAAGCACGGUCCUGGUGCCCACCAGCACGGCCAGCUCUUCCCAGUCGGACGGCCUACAUCAGCUGCACCAUCCGGUGCAUUCGUCGAGUGCUUCCACCACGUCCGCUUCGCUCAGCUCGUCGGCUGCGUCCUUAUAAUGCGCGGCAGCGACGGCGCACAAACAAAUCGCAAACAAACGGCCUCACCGUCGACCGGUUGGGGGUUGUGAGAUCACGCGAUCCGCUUCUCCGUCGACGAUGGUCAGCCAAUGCAUCGUGGUACCUGCUAAUGAAAGGGUGAAAGGGAGCUUUUAAGUUCAUCCGCUUUCUGUCCUCCCGCCCCGGUGGUGGACAAUACGAUGACGGGUGCUGCAAUACUCAGCCAACAAGCGCGAAGGUGGUGUUUUUUGCGUGAACGGAUCGCUUGUUGUUCGGACAGUGGCAUUUGUUUUCGUUUUUAUAUGAUUAGAUUUUUUUUUACUACUAUCCGCACUAUCACAUUAUGAGUAACUCUCUUCAUUACGAAUUGCGUUCGAGGCAUCGUAGUUUGUUGAGAAUCGUUAUGCGUUUGUUUUACUAAGUCCUUGCGUCGUCAGCACCACGGAGCCGGCGGCUCAUGUAGUGCUGUUCGUUUGUUGAUCUGUACUUUACUCUCCCUUUCGCUGUAUUGAUAUAUGUUGAUGUAUGUUUUUUUUUAAUAUUUAACACUCCUUUUAGGCUUUUAGUUGUCGAGGCAAAUCAAGCGUACGAUAAGAAAGUAUAUUUAUU
This is a messenger RNA of Anopheles bellator, 2787 nucleotides long. RefSeq names its product fez family zinc finger protein erm-like. The coding region runs from base 1 to 2178 and encodes 725 amino acids. The transcript is spliced from 5 exons. Gene Ontology annotation, cellular component: nucleus. Lineage: Eukaryota; Metazoa; Arthropoda; Insecta; Diptera; Culicidae. The record is from RefSeq and is a predicted model, not a curated record.